This is a messenger RNA of Megalobrama amblycephala (Wuchang bream), 4604 nucleotides long. It is a transcript of the gene kcnj6, whose product is annotated as potassium inwardly rectifying channel subfamily J member 6. The transcript is spliced from 3 exons. The record is from RefSeq and is a predicted model, not a curated record. Gene Ontology annotation, biological process: potassium ion import across plasma membrane; regulation of monoatomic ion transmembrane transport. Gene Ontology annotation, molecular function: inward rectifier potassium channel activity. Lineage: Eukaryota; Metazoa; Chordata; Actinopteri; Cypriniformes; Xenocyprididae. Gene Ontology annotation, cellular component: plasma membrane. Bases 583 to 1782 code for a protein of 399 amino acids.
AAUGAAGGUCUUACAGGUGUGCAUCGACAUGAGGGAGAGUAAUUAAUGACAUAAUUUCAUUUUUGGGUGAACUAACCCUUUAACGAUGAUCCAAACAAAUGAUCCAGGUGUGAAAACGCAAGGAUUCGAUUUAGAUUUAGAUAUAGUUAAAAAUCGGGCAGUUGACAACAGCAAUAAUUUGUAAAAAAAAAAAAAAAAAAAAAAAAAAAACAUGAAAAUGUUUAUGUAGUUAAAACUGGCAAAAUCGGGCAUUUUCAGAAACGAGCUUCUUUUUUUUACAUUCUGCGGUUUAUAUUUGAUCUCGAUGCGAUUAUAAACGCGUCUGAAUCUGAACAGAAAGAUUCGAACCUGUGACGCCAGUUGAAUCUUACGCCCCCUCCUCCCUCUCUCCCUCUCUCUCUCUCUCUCUCAGUCCGUCUCUGGUUCAUUAGAGAUCAUGUCAGGAUGGGAGGAUGAAGAUGAUGAUGGCUCUCUGGGUUUCUCUCAGCGUCUCUUCUUCAUCAUCACUGAAGACUGAAAGAGGAUGAAGAACGAAUGAAUGAAUGAACGCGCUGUCUGGCUCAGAACCUUCCAGAAGUCCAGAUGGAGCAGGAUGUCGAGAGCACGGUCACGGUCCGACAGCCCAAGCAGCCGCGGGACUACGUCCCCAAACCGCUGCAGGACAGGGAGCGCGCCAAGCAGAAGAUCCAGCGCUACGUCCGCAAAGACGGCAAGUGCAACGUGCACCACGGAAACGUGCGGGAGACCUACCGUUACCUGACGGACAUCUUCACCACGCUGGUGGACCUCAAGUGGAGGUUCAACCUGUUCAUCUUCGUUCUGGUUUACACCGUGACGUGGCUGUUCUUCGGCUUCAUGUGGUGGCUGAUCGCGUACGUGCGAGGAGAUCUGGAGCACAUAGGAGACAGCCAGUGGACUCCUUGCGUCAAUAACCUCAACGGCUUUGUCUCCGCGUUCUUGUUCUCCAUAGAGACGGAGACCACCAUCGGCUACGGCUACAGGGUGAUCACCGACAAGUGCCCCGAGGGCAUCGUGCUGCUGCUGGUGCAGUCGGUGCUGGGCUCCAUCGUCAACGCCUUCAUGGUGGGCUGCAUGUUCGUGAAGAUCUCGCAGCCCAAGAAGCGCGCAGAGACUCUGGUGUUCUCCACCAACGCCGUCAUCUCCGUGCGCGAUGGCCGGCUCUGUCUGAUGUUCCGCGUGGGAGACCUGAGGAACUCGCACAUCGUGGAGGCGUCCAUUAGAGCCAAACUGAUCAAGUCCAAACAGACCAAGGAGGGAGAGUUCAUCCCUCUCAAUCAGACGGACAUGAACGUGGGCUACGACACUGGAGACGACCGGCUCUUCCUGGUGUCUCCGCUCAUCAUCUGCCAUGAGAUCAAUCAGCACAGCCCCUUCUGGGAGAUCUCCAAAGAGCACCUGGCCCACGAGGAGCUGGAGAUCGUGGUGAUCCUGGAGGGCAUGGUGGAGGCCACAGGAAUGACGUGUCAGGCGCGCAGCUCGUACGUGGCCAGCGAGAUCAAGUGGGGCUACCGCUUCACGCCCGUCCUGACGCUGGAGGACGGCUUCUACGAGGUCGACUACAACAGCUUCCACGAGAUCUACGAGACCAACACCCCCAGCUGCAGCGCGCGAGAGCUGGCGGAGAUGGCGGCGCGCUCCCGUCUGCCGCUCAGCUGGUCGGUGGCCAGUAAACUGAGUCAGCUGGACUCGCAGGAGGAGAAGAGCGGCGGCGCCGAGAGGAACGGAGACGUGGCCAACAUGGAGAACGAGUCGAAAGUGUAGGAGGACACGGGAAUCUCUCCUCGCCUCUGCGCCGCCGGACGUUUGGCUGAGGUCAGAGGUCAGAGGUCAGCUCAGGAACGCGCCCCGAGGCGGGCCGAGGACACGGACCCACCAUCUCACGCGCUUCUCUCUCUUUCUCGCCCCGCGGGACAGGCGAACUCGCGCGGGCGACUGCAUGGUUCCCGAAACCUUUUUUUCUUAAUGAUAAGAAAUGAUAUUUUCAGAUUUGUAAUUCAAAGAUUAAAACCUAUAUAUGUAUAUGAAUAUAUAUAGAUCUAUUCUAGGGCAUUUGCAUUUGUAUCUUUUGUAUAUAUCUGUUUGGUUGGAGAUGUGCGGUUGUUUGAUACGACACGUCUGCCUUCCGGAGGAGCGACGGACAUAUUUAUCCACGCAUGUGCGAACCGAUCCCUGGCUCUGAUGUACAUAGUUUGUAGGGAAUAACAGCGGGAGAUCUCCGUACCGGAUGCAAACGGGAAAGGUGAUGACGGUGCGGUCGCGUUGCAUGGGAUUGUGGGGCUGAUGAUGAUGAUGAUGAUGAUGAUGAAGUGUGUGUGUGCGUGCGAGUGUGUAAUCGUGCAUGUCUGCUCCGAUAACCUUCCGUACCGUCGUCAGGCCAUGAUCUUUCUCUCCCUUUGCUCUUCCUUUAAUUCAUACUCAUAACUGGAUUUGAACUUCAAACGGACCUGAUGCUGCAGAGCGCCUCCGAUCGCACCCGUUUCUGUUUCUGCUGGUUUGGUGGAACAGAAGCGGCAGACGUGAGUUUGACCACGAGAGGCAUCAGCGUUCACUCGCACACGAGACCAAAGAGCCGAACCCUCACGCCACCUUCACGACGCCUCACGACGAUCGCUUACGGCGCGCGACCGUGUCCCAGAUUCUUUUGACGAAAACGAAGAAACAAACCUAAACAUUGGUGACGACUGCUGUUAAAUGAUCAAAGACAAGUGCCAAUGCCAGAGAUAUUCAGUGUCUAGAUGUACCUGUCGCUCCUGCAGUGUUCUGACUAGGAAAUGACAUCAGCGAGAACAGUAUAACGUAUGGCUGCCGUUAGACGCAAAACAAACAAAGAAACUGAACAGGAGUUUGAAUGUUGAGAGCGGCAGAGCGAUGCAGUGAUGAAUCUCUGUUUUGACUCGCACAAACUGAAUUAAAAAUGCAAAAUCAGCAUUUUUAUUUUCUAAAUGAUCACGUGACAGCAUUGGAGUGAUGGACAUACAGGUGUGAUCACAGCCGGUUCAACAGUCCCGUCGAAUCAAACGCUCCGUGUCGCUCUGAACGUUCAUCUGUGGACCAGAAACUCAAUCACACACAAGCCCGUUUCUGACAAACAAGUCAUUUGUAAAUCAUAAUUAUAAUGAUGACAUAAAAAGUAGAAAUUAUGACACAAAAAAUAUUCAAUUAUGAUUUGAAAAGUAAUAAUUGACAAAAAAUAGGAAUUAUGACAUACACCAAGUCAUAGACAUUAAAAGUCGAAACUGACAUACAAAAUCGACAACAUAUUGAAGUCAGUUAUGACAGUCAUAAUUAACUCUUUCCCCACCAGAAGUUUUUUAAAAAGUUGCCAACAUUUUUGAUUAUUUUCACAAAACUUUCAUGGCCUCAGAAUAUUUUGUUGUAUGAAUAUCUGAACAUGCAAUAUAUCAAAAGAAAGAAUCAAUCAAAAAUCUAAAUUUUAUUUAUAUAGUACAAUAAGUAGAAAAACAGUAGUUGUGCUGUACAAGAGGAUAAAUAUCUAAAAAACAAGAAAGACAGCAAAGCAAUAAUAAAGGGAGUUUAGAAACACUAAUCAGAAAUAAAUCUUUAAAAAUCAACGUAAAAAAAAUAAAUCAAAUCUGAAAGAACAGAGCCUCUGCUUUUACACAUUGGAUUCUAGCUUCAUUCUCUCUUUAUCAGCACUUGAAUAUGGGUAAGUUUAAAAAAAAAAAGCAAUAUUUUGAACAAAAAGCUGAGAAAAUGGUGUUUUGUCAAAGUCUUCAUCCGGGUGUGAUUCGCAACGAUGAUCAAAACACAGACGGAGUAGAUACAGUCCAUCAACACCUCAAAGCUUCACAGUCCUGAAGCUCGUUCUCGUUUCACUCAGUUCACUAAAGUUAGGCGGUUUUGAUUUAUAUAAUGUUUGAUGAUCAUAUUUUACAUGUGCAUCGGCAAUGCUUCCUUCACUUGUUUCUGCUGCUUCUUUGCCUGUGUUUUGAUCCGGAGAUUCUGUAGCGCCCCCUACUGUAUAACAGGGAAAACAACGAUUGCCUGAUAAUUCUGUCAAUGGUGGGGAAAGAGUUAAGACUAUAUCUUAACUUGGACUUUUUAAUCUCAUGAUAAUUAUUUUGACUUUUUAUCAUAAAUAUAACUUAGUAUGUAGACUUUUUAUUCUAAUCAUAAUUAUGAUUUAUGGAAGCUGAUGUGUCAGAAAUGGGUUCGAUGACCAGCGUCAGUCGUGAGUGAGUUUCAGAGCUUUCAGACGACUAGCUCUCAGAGAUAAUCUUCAGUAAAGACCGGAUCAUUUCAGCGCUCGUACGUUUGAUGAAGUGCCCUUUAAAGCCCUGCUGAUAUGAAGCCAUUCAAACUCGUCUCACUCAUAUCAGAUUCCAUUUCUGUUGAGUUCCAUCACUCGGGAAAUAUGAAAUCAGGAAUAUGAACGUGAACAUUUAAUGUCUUCAGAUCCUCCUCUAAAGCUUAUUUCACAAGCCAUAUUAUGGUACAUUAUAGACAGUGUUUAUACAGAUUUAGCGCGCAUACGACAGGCGAUUCAUUCUGAUUUUCUUGUUGAUUUAGAUAAUUACUCUGUGUCACAAGAAGCUCAUAAAUAAACCAUAUCUAAAUAUUCA